UUGUUAACCAUAUAAUUUUUUUAAGGGCUUCUGAUUAUGUUUAGUGAAUUUAAUUUCUUUUUCUUCUAAUUUUUGUGUUUGAGUUAAUAGUAGUCCUUUGUGGGACUAAUUUGUGAUUUUUGCUUGUGUUCGUUAUAAUGCCAGCGAUCAGUACCUUUUUUGUGUAAAAAUCACGGUAAGUUUAGCCUUUGAAGGAAAUCAAAGUUAUUUUCAAUGGUUAAUCAAAUAGCAUAGCCAGUUUUCUAGGUAUUGUUUAUGUGAUAUUGAGUUGUUUGAAUUAAUAGGAAUGGGGAUUCAAACAAUGGGAUCCCAGAGUAAUGGCCAGCAAUCUCAUUUGCAGCCAUCUUCACUGAUGAGGCAGAACUCAUGGUAUGGUCUUACUCUUAAUGAAGUCGAAAACCAGUUAGGUAACCUUGGGAAACCCCUUGCUAGUAUGGACCUUGAUGAACUUCUUAAUAAUGUGUGGAGCACCGAGUCAGAUAUGUUGACAGGGAUGGACACUGAAAGCACCUCGUCUGCAUCCUCUCUCCAACGUCAUGCCAGCCUUGCAUUGGCUAGAGCUUUGAGUGGUAAGACAGUUGACCAAAUUUGGAUUGAGAUACUACAAGGGCAGAAGAAGAGGUAUGGUGAUGAGAUGAAGGGACGGGAAAGAGAGAUGACCCUUGGUGAGAUGACGUUGGAGGACUUCUUAGUUCAAGCUGGGCUUUUCAUUGGGGAAACAUCUUUUGCUCCUACCAUAGACAGCACUGAUGUAGGGACCCCAAAAAGCUUUCCGCAGCAAAUGGUCUUAUCACCUCCACCAUCCAUUGGUGGUUUAUCAGACACAACAGUUUCAGGUCACAAAAGGGAUGCCCAAGAUGCAUUUGAGAUGACUAUUGAGAGGAAGUUAAGAAGAAAGAUCAAGAACAGGGAAUCUGCUGCGCGUUCACGAGCCAGAAAACAGGCAAGCCUUUGAACUUGAUGUUUUGCCCUAAUUUAUUUAUUUACUUUUGAUAUUUCCCUAAUUCUCUGUUUUUGUAGUAUACUUGCUUUUAUUCACCCAUGUAACUUUAGCUGGUUUUGAACAGGCUUACCAUAAUGAGCUGGUGAGCAAGGUUUCUCGCCUAGAAGAGGAAAAUGUGAAACUCAAGAAAGAGAAGGAAUUUGAAAAUAAGUUUCCAUGCGAACCAUCAACUGAACUGAAAUACCAGCUAAGAAGGACAAGUUCAGCCUCUUUCUGACUCAUCUUCUGGUGUUAUGAAUUUUGUAGUGGCUUAAAUGUUAGGGCUCCCCUGUGAUGUUUGCGUUUCUCAAUGAAGCAGCUUCAAAAAUUAUGCAGGCUGGUUAUUGCUCAUGUUACUAAUCCACCCAUGUACGACCAACAGGGUUUGGCUUCUUGUACAUCCAUGAUUAAUAUCUUGGCACUCAUACAGCAACAAAAAGGCCAUUGUUUAUAAGUACAGGCUGUCUUUUUGGCUGAGAGACUGGAAGAAACUAUGCUUCUUAGCUUGUUUUAGUUUCUUUGAAGUAAAAAUGAAAAAGAAAA
Molecule: messenger RNA, 1525 nt
Organism: Rubroshorea leprosula
Lineage: Eukaryota; Viridiplantae; Streptophyta; Magnoliopsida; Malvales; Dipterocarpaceae
Source: the annotation of a GenBank genome assembly